Molecule: messenger RNA, 3242 nt
Organism: Erinaceus europaeus (western European hedgehog)
Lineage: Eukaryota; Metazoa; Chordata; Mammalia; Eulipotyphla; Erinaceidae
Gene: PLA2G6
Product: phospholipase A2 group VI
Exons: 17
Coding region: 253-2679 (808 amino acids)
Biological process (GO): positive regulation of ceramide biosynthetic process; cardiolipin acyl-chain remodeling
Cellular component (GO): mitochondrion
Molecular function (GO): protein binding
Source: RefSeq, a predicted model, not a curated record
UUUGGGGUGAGGGGGCGGAACCACAGCAGCGGCUUUAACCACGGGCUUUGCUGAUUGGCUAGGAGCGAGCAGCUGCCCGUCACGUGACCCACGGCGCUUUUGUUUGCGGAAGUAGAAGUGCUGAGUAAGUCUGAGGUCCCUCCAGGCCCAGAGUUGUGUCCAGGUGCUGGUACAGUGGGCCCAGCUGCCCAGAGGCUCGGUUUUCUUCCAGACCGAGGGGGUGGCAGCAGGCCCCUGUCUACCCCGCAGAAGAUGCAGUUCUUUGGCCGCCUGGUCAACACGCUCAGCAGCGUCUCCACCCUGUUCUCCAGCCCAUUCCGGGUGAAGGAGGUAACACUGUCUGACUACACCACCAACGUGCGUGUCCGAGAGGAAGGGCAGCUGAUUCUGUUUCAGAACAUGCCUAGUCGUACCUGGGACUGUGUUCUUGUCAACCCCAGGAACUCGCAGAGCGGCUUCCGGCUCUUCCAGCUGGAGACGGAGGCUGAAGCGCUGGUGAACUUCCAGCAGUUUUCUUCCCAGCUGCCGCCUUUCUACGAGAGCUCUGCCCACGUGCUGCACAUUGAGAUCCUGCAGAGCCUCACCGACCUCAUCCGCAGCCACCCCAGCUGGUCGGUGGCCCACCUGGCGGUGGAGCUGGGUAUCCGAGAGUGCUUCCAUCACAGCCGCAUCAUCAGCUGUGCCAACAGCACGGAGAGCGAGGAGGGCUGCACACCCCUGCACCUGGCCUGCCGAAAGGGUGAUGGGGAGAUCCUGGUGGAGCUGGUGCACUACUGCCACGCCCAGAUGGACGUCACCGACAACAAUGGAGAGACCGCCUUCCACUAUGCCGUGCAGGGGGACAACGCCCAGGUGCUGCAGCUCCUAGGGAAGAACGCGUCGUCGGCCGGCCUGAACCAGGUGAACAACCAGGGCCAGACGCCGCUGCACCUGGCCUGCCAGAUGGGGAAGCAGGAGAUGGUCCGUGUGCUGCUGCUGUGCAAUGCCCGCUGCAACAUCAUGGGGCCUGGUGGCUACCCCAUCCACACAGCCAUGAAGUACUCCCAGAAGGGCUGUGCUGAGAUGAUCAUCAGCAUGGACAGCAACCAGAUCCACAGCAAGGACCCACGCUACGGAGCCAGCCCGCUCCACUGGGCCAAGACCGGUGAGAUGGCCCGUCUGCUGCUGAAGCGGGGCUGCGACGUGAACAGCACCAGCGCCGCAGGGAACACAGCCCUGCACGUGGCAGUGAUGCGCAACCGCUUUGAAUGCGUCAUGAUGCUGCUGACCCACGGGGCCAACGCUGAUGCCCGAGGGGAGAAUGGCAACACCCCCCUGCACCUGGCCAUGUCGAAAGACAACGUGGAAAUGGUCAAGGCCCUCAUAGUGUUUGGAGCAGAAGUGGACACACCAAAUGACUAUGGGGAAACACCUGUGUUAAUAGCUUCCAAGAUCAGCAAACUGGUCACCAGGAAGACGCUCUUAAUGCUGCUGAAAACCGUGGGGGCCGACUACAACUUUCUGCCCACCCAAGGGCUACCCCAGGAUCAGGGCUCUGACACAGUUCAUCACCCCUUCUCCCAGGAAAGGCCUCCCCGGCCCCUACCGAUCAGCUUGAACAACCUAGAGCUGCAGGACAUCGUGCACAUCUCCCGGGCCCGGAAGCCAGCCUUCAUCCUGAGCUCCAUGAGGGAUGAGAACCGGACCCAUGACCACCUGCUGUGCCUGGAUGGUGGGGGUGUGAAAGGCCUCAUCAUCAUCCAGCUCCUCAUCGCCAUCGAGAAGGCCUCAGGCGUUGCUACCAAGGACCUCUUCGAUUGGGUGGCAGGGACCAGCACAGGGGGUAUCCUGGCCCUGGCCAUUCUGCACAGCAAGUCUAUGGCCUACAUGCGCGGCGUCUACUUCCGCAUGAAGGACGAGGUGUUCCGGGGCUCGAGGCCCUACGAGUCGGGGCCCCUGGAGGAGUUCCUGAAGCGGGAGUUUGGGGAGCACACCAAGAUGACUGACGUGAAAAAGCCCAAGGUGAUGCUGACGGGGACGCUGUCUGACAGGCAGCCAGCUGAGCUCCACCUGUUCCGGAACUACGAGGCUCCUGAGAUGAUCCGGGAACCUCGCUUCAGCCAGAAUAUUAACCUGAAGCCUCCAACUCAACCCUCAGACCAGCUGGUGUGGCGGGCAGCCCGGAGCAGCGGCGCAGCCCCCACCUACUUCCGGCCCAAUGGACGCUUCCUGGACGGUGGACUACUGGCCAACAACCCCACGCUGGACGCCAUGACUGAGAUUCAUGAAUACAACCAGGACCUGAUCCGCAAGGGUCAGGGCAACAAGGUGAAGAAGCUCUCCAUUGUCGUCUCUCUGGGGACAGGGAGGUCCCCACAGGUGCCAGUGACCUGUGUGGACGUCUUCCGCCCCAGCAACCCCUGGGAACUGGCCAAGACUGUUUUUGGAGCCAAGGAGCUGGGCAAAAUGGUGGUGGACUGUUGCACAGACCCCGAUGGACGGGCUGUGGACCGGGCCCGGGCCUGGUGUGAGAUGGUGGACAUCCAGUACUUCAGACUGAACCCUCAGCUGGGGGUGGACAUCAUGCUGGACGAGGUCAGCAACAGCGUGCUGGUCAACGCCCUCUGGGAGACUGAGGUCUACAUCCAUGAGCACCGGGACGAGUUCCAGAAGCUUAUCCAACUGCUGCUGUCACCCUAAAGCCCCCGGGCACUCACCCCUCACCCCUCACCCCUGGGGAGGCUGUGUGAGAGCCAGCCAGGGAUGCUGGGUAGAGUUGGCUGGUAGCAGUGCCUAUGGAUGGGGUUCCUGCCCGCGGCUGGUCCUGGAGGCCCCAUCCCUCUGUCCCCAUCCCCAGCAGGGUUUGUCACUCAGGGCCUAGAGCCUCACUUGCGCCUUUGCCCUGAUGGCCAACAGUGUAAACACUAAGGUGCCAGGCUGCCUCUGCUUCUCAGGAGGGCCCUGGGCUCUAAAAAGGAAGUCCCCAUGUCUUAAUCAGCCCUCCCUUCUGCACUCUUCCCUGGAGGGACUGGCAUCACCCUGCCCAUCAGAGUAGAAGCCCAGAGUAGGUGCCCCAUUUGACUUUGCCCCUCGACACACACCCAGCCUUCUGCACCGCCUCCCCAAGCCACCCCACCCUAUAGCUCUUCUUCAUGUCAAAGAUGAUUACGAUGACUUAACUUAUUUUUUCCGGACAGGCUGGGGUAUGGUGAGGAUGGGUCCAGGAACUGCCUCAAACUGUGAAAUAAAGUGGGAUUCUGGUU